Gadus chalcogrammus (walleye pollock) is the source of this 1617-nucleotide messenger RNA. It is a transcript of the gene lypla2, whose product is annotated as lysophospholipase 2. Gene Ontology annotation, biological process: protein depalmitoylation. Gene Ontology annotation, molecular function: carboxylic ester hydrolase activity; palmitoyl-(protein) hydrolase activity. Gene Ontology annotation, cellular component: cytoplasm. The record is from RefSeq and is a predicted model, not a curated record. NCBI's taxonomy places the organism in Eukaryota, Metazoa, Chordata, Actinopteri, Gadiformes, Gadidae. The transcript has 10 exons. The coding region runs from base 125 to 823 and encodes 232 amino acids.
AUUUGUAUUAGCGGGCCUUGGUUGUCAAUUCGGUGAUUUAAUCCCUUUUAAACGGCUUCAUAUCGUGGAGUUAUUGAACGCUGUGGCCGGCGAAGACAAGAUACGAGAGCAUCUCUCACAGUGUAUGUGUGGCAACAAUAUGUCUGUGCCGCUUCUCGCCGAGGCUGUGACGGUGUCUGCCACCGAGAAGGAGACUGCUGCGGUUAUAUUUCUCCAUGGUUUGGGAGACUCAGGCCAUGGAUGGGCCGACACCCUGGCGGCAAUCAGGCUGCCCCAUGUCAAGUACAUCUGCCCCCACGCGCCUCGGAUCCCUGUCACUCUGAACAUGAAGAUGACCAUGCCUUCAUGGUUCGAUCUGAUGGGCCUCAGCCCAGACUCUCCAGAGGACGAGGCAGGCAUCAAGAAGGCCUCAGAGAACAUCAAAGCCAUCAUCGAUCAUGAGACCAAGAACGGUAUUCCUGCAAACCGUAUUAUGAUCGGAGGCUUCUCCCAGGGUGGGGCCCUCUCCCUGUACACUGCCCUGACUUGUCAGCAGCAGUUGGCUGGUGUAGUGGCUCUCAGCUGCUGGCUACCCCUCCACAAGACCUUCCCACAGGCGGCGAGUGGCAGCGGUAACAAGAACACGCCCAUCCUGCAGUGCCACGGGGAGAUGGACCCCAUGAUCCCGGUACAGUUUGGUGCCCUGACGUUCGAGAAGCUCAAGAGCAUAGUGAGCCACGACAAGAUCUCCUUCAAAACCUACCCAGGGCUCCUGCACAGCUCCUGUCCACAGGAGAUGGCGGCUGUAAAGGAGUUCAUUGAGAAGCAGUUGCCUCGAAUCUGACCUCAGCUCAUCCGUUAUGACCCCCUCCUCAAAUACUUACCUGUCAUCCCUCCCCUCGACAUACCGCUGCUCCCCCACAACAGGAAACAGCCAUCAGUAUCCCCUCCCUUCACACAUUUAUGAACAUACACACCGACUUAAACAGUUGUUUUGAUACUUACCCAUAUACACGAUUUCCUCUAAAUGCGUCGCAAGCUGUCAAAAGUAAAAAGCCAACUAGGGAUUAUAGCUAGGUUUGAUUUGGUAUAUCUCCAAGGGGCCAAAUUCUCAGUUUUUAAGAAAGACCCAAGACCAGCUCAACUUCCUUUGUGAUUCAGGACCUCCCUUUUAUGUUCCCUGCUAUGCUUUUUCUCAGCAUCCUCUCUUCCUCCUCCAAAUCCUCUCCUCCUCCUCCAAAUCCUCUCCUCCUCCAAAUCCUCUCCUCCUCCUCCAAAUCCUCUCCUCCUCCUCCAAAUCCUCCCCUUCUCUAUUUCCCUUCCUCCUCUCUCUCCACCUCCUCUCUCUCCCUAGCCUCUCCCCCUCAACAUCCUCCUCUCUCUCCACCUCCUCUCUCUCCCUAGCCUCUCCCCCUCAACAUCCUCCUCUCUCUCCACCUCCUCUCUCUCCCUAGCCUCUCCCCCUCAACAUCCUCUCCUUUCUCCACCUCCUCUCCUUCUCCACACACACUCUGGUUCUUCUACCUUUUUAAUUUAGUUUUUCUCCCCCGGUCAACAUGCCCUCACCCUAUCCCCAUCUCUUCCCACCACCAACGUGGUGUCCGUUACGACACAAGCCUAUAGUUCAAAUCAUGACUA